Messenger RNA from Tetranychus urticae (two-spotted spider mite), 2212 nucleotides. Its product is annotated as septin-7. The record is from RefSeq and is a predicted model, not a curated record. NCBI's taxonomy places the organism in Eukaryota, Metazoa, Arthropoda, Arachnida, Trombidiformes, Tetranychidae. Gene Ontology annotation, molecular function: GTP binding.
AGUUAUUUUUUGGAGUAUAGUCGGUUCUGUCAUUAUUAUUUAUCAAUGAAUUUUUUUUGAUAAAAAUCAUGAUACUUUUUAGGAAUUUCAUUUAAUUUUUUAUUCUUAAUCUGAUUCUCAUAUAAAGCAAUCUUUCUGAUUAUAAUUCAGGUGUAGUUGAAGCUAUUUAUUCACUUCUUUUUAAUGUUUCCUUGAUAAAUUCGAUGUCGGCUAUUACAGAACCUUUCCGGUCCAAGGUUUUGUCGACAAUUCCAUCGGAUACAUUAAUGUUAACCAACGAAACGGAGGGAAAUGUUGGUUUCAGUGAUCUACCGAAUCAAAUUCACCGUAAAACCAUCAGGAAAGGGUUUGAAUUUACCCUCAUGGUUGUAGGAGAAUCUGAAUUGGGAAAAUCGACACUGGUCAAUUCAAUGUUUUUAACUGAUAUUUAUUCAGAUGAAUAUCCUGGACCAUCCAAAAGGAUUAGUAAAACCGUUGAUGUUCAGGCAACCAAAGUGAAUUUGAAAGAAAAAAAUGUUAAUUUAUCAUUAACCAUUGUGGAUACUCCUGGUUUCGGUGAUUCACUCGAUAAUACUGAUUCAUGGCAAAAAAUUAGUCAAUAUAUUGAGGAUCGAUUUGAGGAAUAUCUAAACGAAGAAACAAAACUUCACCGAACUCAUGUUCCUGAUAAUCGUGUACAUUGCUGCUUGUAUUUCAUACUACCUCGUGUAACUUUAAGAGCAAUAGAUAUAGAGUUCAUGAAAAAUUUACAAGAUAAAGUCAACAUAAUACCAGUGAUUGCCAAAGCUGAUACCUUAACAGCUGAAGAAUGCCUACAAAUGAAGAAAAAUAUUUUGAGUCAAAUAGAUUUGCACAAUAUCAAAAUUUAUGAAUUUCCUGAUAGCGAUGGCGAAGAAGAUACUAAAUUACUGAAACAACUCAAAGCUCGUAUGCCUUUCGCAGUGAUUGGCAGUAAUUAUGUUAUAGAUACACCAAGUGGUGGUCGAAAACAAGCUCGAAAAUAUCCUUGGGGAACUGUUGAAAUUGAUAAUUUGGAACAUUACGAUUUCACGGCUCUCCGCACGAUGCUCAUUAAGUAUUACAUGCUUGAUCUUGUCGAUACAACAAAUAAUGUUCAUUACGAGAACUAUAGAUGUCGAAAAUUAACUGGAAUAGGAUCUGAACAAAUUAACAAUGAAAAUUCGAAUCCGUUAGCUCAAAUGGAAGAAGAACGUAAAAUCUCAGAAGCUAAUUUGAAAAGAAUGGAGCAGGAUAUGGAUCAUGUUUUUGAAACCAAAGUUAAAGCUAAAGAGCAAAAACUCGAAGAAAUGGAAGGAGAAAUAAACCGUUUUGACGAACAAAAUCGCAAAGUUCGUGAGCAGGAAUUACAAGAAUUGGCUGAUAAAAGAGCUGCCUUUGAGAAGGAAAGAGAUGCCUUUGAAUUAAUCAUACGGCACAUGGAAGAGAUGAAAAGGAUCGCUGCGGAUACAAUUAAUAAAGAAACAAUUGAACCAAAGGAAAAAAAGAAAGAAAAGAAACGUUUGUUUUAACCAAUAUUUCAUUGGAAUCAAAAUUCAUCAAGUCAUUAUAUCAAUACAAUUGGUUUUUAUCACAAGGAUAAAUAAGCCAACGUUACAAAACAAGAAAAUCAAACACAAGUCAUGUUCAUUUUAUCUAACAAUCGAGUCACUUUUUAGUUAUUUUUCACUUUCAAUCAUUCAUACUUUUAAUCAUAGUUAUUCAUUUCUAACUAUACCUAAACCCAAAGCUCGCUGCUUGUCAUUUAAAGUAAAUAAUUAUCUUAACAAUUUUAAUACGAAGUUGAAUGACUCAUUCAUAUCAUUAUAUCCAGUGUGACCGACUAAUUAUAAACAAUUGGUUUCAUUCAUUCUCAAGUAGACUAUAAGCAGCCCACUCUGGCACACUUGGACUUUGCUGGACUGUGGUCUGCUUAUAGUCUACUCAUACAUGUUGCGAAUCUUUGGACUUCUUUUUGGUUUGUAUUAUUAUUUCUUGAUGGGGCGUUAUGCUGUUCAAGGAUUUUCAUAACCUCUGAUUUACUUUUCGAACUUAAUAUAUCUCUUGCCAAAUAACCUGUUAUUUAUCGUCUUUUACUCAUAAUUCACGAAAUUGCAGUCUUGGCUCAAUUCAAUUGUAAAAGAUUGCAAAGUGAUACUAAUUGAUCUGAUGAAAAUUUUUUAUUUCUUAAGUAAAGGCGUAUUUAAUUUGAAAA